AUGGAUGAAAGUAUCAACCAAGAACUACCUAGGAAUAAUAAUGCUGAAAAUAAUUCUGCUUCGAAUGAACGUUCUCUUCCUCCCGCGAGUAACGAAAGUCAGUCACAAACUUCUAGUGUUCGGGGAAAAACUGAUCCUGCUUGGAGAUAUGUUGCUUUACAAAAUAUAAAUGGAAAAUCGCAUUACCAAUGCUUAUUUUGUCUGAGUUCUUUUGGGGGCGGAGGAAUUAAUAGAAUGAAAAAGCAUUUGGCGAAGAUAGGUGGAGACAUUAAGAAGUGUUCUAAAGUCCCGUAUGAUGUAGAAAAACAAAUGGAAGGUUUAUUGAAAGAGAUUCAGAAAAGUAAAACUAGUAAAAGGAAAGUAAGUUUCAACGAAGAGGGUACCGAUGAGUGUAAGGAUGCAAUUGAUGAAGCAAUAGCGCAAGAAGAACAACAAACUCCGAGUCAGUUACCAACUAAGGAGGUUAUUGGAGGCGAUCCAAAAAAGAAAGCAAAAACCAUUAUUCCUCCUAUGUUUGCACCAAGAACAACUCCGGGAAGUCAACCAAGUCUGAAAAGCGUGUUUCAAAACAAAGAGGCGCUUCAUGAAGUUGAUAAGCGAGUGGCUAGAUGGCUUUUGGAUUGUAGGAUUCCUUUCAAUGCGGUUAUGUCACCUUUUUUUCAAGAUAUGUUGGAUGGUGUAGCUGGCUUUGGGCCUGGUUAUAAAGGUCCUUCUUACGACUCUUUGAGGGUUAAUUUAUUAGCCGAUCUCAAAAGGGAGUGUCAAAUGGUUGUUGAUAGUUAUAGGUCUACUUGGAAAGAAACUAGAUGUACUCUCAUGGCUGAUGGUUGGACAGAUCAAAGGCAAAGAACGUUGAUUAAUUUUUUGGUUUAUUGUUCGAAAGGAUUGUGCUUUGUGAAAUCUGUAGAUGCCUCAAGUAUGGUUAAAAAUGCUUCUAGCUUGUGUGACUUGUUUUCAGAGGUGAUUGAAUGGAUUGGACCUGAUAAUGUUGUUCAUGUAGUGACCGAUAAUGCUGCGAAUUAUGUUGCUGCUGGUAGGCUUAUUAAUAAGAAAUUUGAAAAUAUUCACUGGUCACCUUGUGCUGCUCAUUGCUUGAAUCUUAUUCUAAAAGAUAUAAGCAGCAUGCCACAUAUUUCUAGCCUUGCAACACGUGCUUCGAAGAUUACCGUGUUUGUAUAUAAUCAUACGGUGUUCUUGUCCUGGCUAAGACAAAAAGAGGAUUGGAGGGAGAUUGUUCGUCCAGGUGCAACUCGUUUUGCCACUGUCUUCCUCACAUUGAUGAGUAUCUUUGAGCGCAAAUCGGAAUUACAACAAUUGGUUGUUGAUACACACUUUACCGGACACAAAUUAGGAAGGAGUGCUAAUGGGAGAGCUGUGAGUGCAAUUAUCCUAGACAAUAAAUUUUGGGAUGAUUGUUUUACUGUAUGCCAAAUUGUGAGUCCGUUGAUUAAAUUGCUGAGGUUGGUAGAUGCCGAUGAUAAACCAUCAUUGGGAAUUGUUUAUGAAGGUAUGCUGAGGUCAGAAAAUGGAAUCAAAGAAAUGUUCAAGCAUAGGAAGAGUGCAUAUCAACCUUACACAGAGAUUAUCAACUCAAGAUGGGACAAACAUUUGAAAAAAAAUCUUCACGCAGCAGCCUAUUUCUUGAAUCCUGAUUGCUUUUUUUCUGAAAAUUAUAGAGAAUCACCUGAUGUCAUGCGAGCUUUACUUGAUCUUGUUACAUUGCAUUGCAAGGUUAAUAAUUUAGAUUCAGUUGAGGCAAUGAAAGAAAUACACAUAUAUAGAGAUCGAAAGGAAAGGUUCUAA
Messenger RNA from Arachis ipaensis, 1803 nucleotides. RefSeq lists its product as uncharacterized. NCBI's taxonomy places the organism in Eukaryota, Viridiplantae, Streptophyta, Magnoliopsida, Fabales, Fabaceae. The record is from RefSeq and is a predicted model, not a curated record.